Centropristis striata (black sea bass) is the source of this 1189-nucleotide messenger RNA. RefSeq names its product spindle and kinetochore associated complex subunit 2 (gene ska2). Gene Ontology annotation, molecular function: microtubule binding. Gene Ontology annotation, biological process: mitotic cell cycle; cell division; chromosome segregation. Gene Ontology annotation, cellular component: outer kinetochore; spindle microtubule. The transcript is spliced from 7 exons. Lineage: Eukaryota; Metazoa; Chordata; Actinopteri; Perciformes; Serranidae. The record is from RefSeq and is a predicted model, not a curated record. The coding region runs from base 20 to 688 and encodes 222 amino acids.
AGGCUGAAAACUAUUCAACAUGGAGACAGCAGUUGAGAAGCUGGAGUUGAUGUUCCAGAAGUCAGAGGCAGACCUGGAAUACAUCGAGAAGCGGCUGAAGUCGGACUUCAUCAAGAACGCUGCAGAGAAUGGAUGUCCUGCUGAGGAGAACCCGGCGAAGAUCCUGGAGAAUGUGAGGGCCAUCAAGGCCAAACAUGCAGCGCUGAGCUCACAGGUGAAGGAGAUCGCGGCUGCACAGAAAGAAUCCAUGGACAACAUCAGAAAGAACCUCAGCAGUGCCAUGGAUCUGGUCCAACACUUCCAACAGACGACUGAUGCAGAGGUUCAGCCACUGAACGAGUCCGAGCUGGAGUCAUUAAAACUCCUGGGAUUAGCUGUCAGUGAGACCACAACAGAGGAGCCUCCUGCUGAAGCAGCGUCUGCCUCCCAGCAGAGCUCUGAGGAUGAGGAGCUGAGUGAAGCCAUGUUGGAGGCCGUUCCUGUCAGCAUACGCUCCAACGUCCAGCUGGACGACCUCCAAGUGUUCUACCAGCAGCUGCAGGAACACCUCAGCAAAAACAGCGGCUCCAUCAGUGUGCAGAAGAUGAAGCAGUUGAAGAUGAAGGUGAGCGAUGCCAAGCUGAAGGUCCUGCAGCACCUCUCUUUAGUGGAGCAGGACAAGAGAGGGAACGUUCGUCUGGUGGUGUGAGAAGGAAUCAACACGUGGACACUGUUGAAUGGGUGGAUGUUGUCACUGUCCCACAUGGAGCAUGGAGGAGGAUCACAGCACAGGCUCUAGGGGGAUCCACCACACCGGACUCACCCAGGAAACCAGGUGUUUGCGGGUCAUAUUUUCAGCCCAGAUGUUGUUUUCUGUUGCAAUAUGUUCGUCCCUGAGGAAUAUAAAAGCAUGCGUAACUACAGAACUAAAUUAAAGAAUUAGUGGUGAUAAAUGUAUGGAUGUUUGGUGUGUUCCAUGUCUUCAUAUGUUUGCAUAUGAGUGAUCCUGAUAUUCCUGUAUUAUACAGCAGACUGAUUGUAUCAAUCAGUCAAAGGGAAUACGUAUCUGUAACACUAACUGUGAGGAGAAAAAUGGUAAAGAUGAGGAAACAAUGCUUCUUUAAGAGCAGGGAUGACAGGGUUUUACAAUGGUGUCUUUGUAUAUAAUUUUUAAUUCCUUAAAUAAACAGCACAAAGCAAAAUAAACACA